CGGAGCGGCCGUGCGCCGAGGGAGCGCGGAGGGAGAAUGGCGCGGCCGGCCGCCGGGUGGCAGCUGCGCCUGGGGCCAAGGCCAGUGCUGCGGCUGCCCCUGCUGCUGGGCGUCCUCCUGCUACGCAGUGGAGCGGCGGCGGCGGCCGAGCCAUGCCAGGCGCCGCGGCAGUGGGAAGGGCGCACCGUGUUCUACGAGCAUGGCUCGGGCCGCAACACACGGGCCGCUGUCUCCUACGACGGCCUCAACCAGCGCCUCCGCGUCCUGGAGGAGAGGAAGGCGCUCAUCCCCUGCAAGAAGUUCUUUGAGUACAUAUUGCUCUACAAAGAUGCGGUGAUGUUUCAGAUUGAACAAGUUACAAAGCUUUGCUCAAAGAUUUCUCUGACAGAGCCAUGGGAUCCAUAUGAUAUUCCUGCCAAUUCAACUUAUGAAGAUCAGUACUCCAUUGGGGGACCUGGAGAUGAAGUUAUGGUACAGGAAUGGUCUGACAGGAAACCAGCCAGGAAAUGGAGGAGCUGUGCCACGUGCAACAAAGUAACGAAUUACUGGCAGUGGAAUCCUGGGUCGGCAUUUACACCGUCAAAGACUGUUACCCAGUACAGGAAACCUACACCAAGAACUACAGCGUGACAACCUCCACUCGCUUCUUUGACAUCCAUCCAGGCAUUGCAGACCCCUCCAUCUUCACCCCACCCAGCACCUGCCAGACAGCCCAACUGAUGAGGAUGAAAGAUGAAUGCUGAUUAUGGACACUGGCUGCCCUGUGCAAACACAUACUAGCCAAGAGGAUGGUUAUUAGUAGUCAGUUGUUGACAUCUAAGAUACUUUUUCAAGCUAAUUGUUGCUCUUUUUGGAAUUUGUAAGUUUUGAGAACAAACUUGAGAGAGAACAUAGGCAUAUAGCAGUAAAAUACAUAAAACAAAAGAUAUCUUUAGAUCACAUUAAUCUGCUCAGUGAAGCACUUGCAGUAUUAUAUAGUUACCAGUAAGAUAGCAUUUCUAGAUACUAUUUAUUUAAGGUUGAUUUUUCCUUUUGCAAAGAUUGCAUUUAUUUUUUCAAGAAGACAAAGCAUAAGCAGACAGCAGCAAUGGUACUGUCUAGAAGUAAAGCUAAAUUUUGUUGUCUUUUUUGUUGUUACUUCUGGAAACUUGAAGGGAAAGGUGACCUGUGUAAAACCUCAUCCCUAAGUAAAAAAUAUAAUUUUAAAUUAUAUGCAUCAAAAUUGUGUAAAUUUGUUGUUUCGGUUUUAUUUUGCUUUGUGUUCUGUUUUGGUUGUUUGGGUUUUUUUUCUCUCUGCUCUUCAGGAAGCUGAUAGUCAAUUUUUGAGCUAAGUUUUGUUCUUUCUGAAAAGAAACUGGAGUUUCUUUUCAUGUAAUGCUUGCUGACAUGCAAAAAAAUACUUUUCUGUUUCUUGGGAGAAUGGUGUGAAAGGAAGGGAAGGAGGGAGAGGUACACCUUCAAAAAGAAGUAAGCCGAAGUUUUUAUGCAUCUCCCUUUUGGAGAAGGCUUCCAGUGGUGUGUAAUGAGACAAUUUUCAGUCACAUUUUACUUCAGCACUCACUUUUCAAGGCAAUACUAGUUUUAACCUAUGCAAAGGGAUUAAACAGUACUGCACUCUAAACUGCUUUAAUGUUUUGUAACUACUUUCAACAGUCUUUAGUCAGGGUGUGGAAACACCUUUAUAAUUCCAGGGAGGUUUGAAAAAAAAAAAAGCUGUUCUUCGUACACAGUUAGUAAAGGCUGAAUCUACAUUCACACAGUGUUUGGUGGUUGGGAUGGAGAGAAAGACAGAGCCUGGGACCUGUUAGAGAGGUGGGAAGGAGGAAUGGGAGAGACAGGUUUUAGAUGUCCUCUCUGCAGUGUGGCAGCAAGACACUGAAAUCUAAGCAGACAUGACAAUCUUGCUUUCUUUCGCACCCACUCCGUUGAAGCCUGUUUUAUUUCUUGUUUCAUCAGCAUUUCAAUCUUAAUAUCUUCACAUAACCAAAAAGUCCAUGGAGUGCAUAUAUUUUGCAUUAGAAAAUUCAAACUAGACCUUCAUGCACCUUUGAGAUUCUCAGAAGUGUGAUGAGUUUUACACUUUUACCGAAUUAGAUUAACUGAUUUAUUUUGUAAGGUAUGUAUUUUAUUUAUUACUUGAAAAUAAAUUUAAAGACAGAUUCUUGUCCUCUUACACAUGUUGAGUAGUUGUUUGUUCCAGAAGUCAUCUGGCUGUAAACAAAUGUAAACAUUGGGAAGUCUGGUAUCUCCAGAGGAGAGAUGCUGGGAAGGCUUUUAGUGUUUUUUAUUCUCAUAGCUUUUUGUAUGUAAGCGAUACAGUGGUUGUAUUUCUUUCACAGUCAUGGUCAGAAUGGCAUUUUACUUUGCCCCAUGCCUAAUGGAAGCAUAUAUAAUACUGGUUAAAAUUUAUCUAGUUCAUUAAAAAUUUCUCUUGGAGAGGGCUGUUUCACUGAAACACACUAAUGAAAAGAAGGAUUGGGUUUCCUUGAAUUUAAGGUGCACUUAUUGUGUAUUUGCCUUGUGUAUCUUUUGUGUGACACUCUAAAUGCUAACUGCAUAUAGUUCUCAUUAGGAUAAUGAUUAAGAUGCAUUUCUUAAUAUGUGUCUUGUUAGAAUCUGGGAAACAUAGUCUGGCUAACAAACAUGAAUCUGUGAUACUGAAUUGUUUGGGAUGGCUUUGUUGCGGUCAAGCAGAUAGCUGGGUAAUUAGGGUGUUUGUAUUAUGUUUUGCUGACAAUGAUGUAGUUUCUCGCAAUAGCAUUAAAUGUUCCUUUAAAUAUGAAUUUGAAAAUUUGCUAAAAUCUGGUACGCAAAAGUGCUUUAAAAAUUUUGCCCUGACUUGCAGGGCAAUUUUAUAUGUCUAAAUAUGUUCCUUCUAAAACAAUGUUUUCUUCAUAUUUUGCUCUACAAGUCCAAAGAGUUGACAAAGAGAUGUCAAGCAGCAAAAUUUAGGAUUACGUAUUUUGAAUUAGCCACAAACCAAAUAUGAAGCACAACAUGCGUACACCUGGUUUAUUAUCUUUGUUAUGAUGUGCUUUGGUUUGUUGUUGUGUACCACAAGAGACAUGUCUUUAGGCAACUAAGCCAGUGACUCAAUGAGAAGGAGCACGAAAGGAAUAUAAGGUAGCUAUAUAGUAUGCUGCCACAGUUGAAUAAAAAUGGGGGGUUCAUAUGUCUGUCUGGCAAACCUGUUUAUCACAGUUAUUUGGUGAAAAAAUAAUAAUAAAUUGUAUGUACAUGA
Catharus ustulatus (Swainson's thrush) is the source of this 3241-nucleotide messenger RNA. It is a transcript of the gene EPDR1, whose product is annotated as ependymin related 1. Gene Ontology annotation, cellular component: lysosome; extracellular region. The transcript is spliced from 4 exons. Gene Ontology annotation, biological process: cell-matrix adhesion. The record is from RefSeq and is a predicted model, not a curated record. Gene Ontology annotation, molecular function: calcium ion binding. Bases 37 to 630 code for a protein of 197 amino acids. NCBI's taxonomy places the organism in Eukaryota, Metazoa, Chordata, Aves, Passeriformes, Turdidae.